Molecule: messenger RNA, 3601 nt
Organism: Xenopus laevis (African clawed frog)
Lineage: Eukaryota; Metazoa; Chordata; Amphibia; Anura; Pipidae
Gene: bckdk.L
Product: branched chain ketoacid dehydrogenase kinase L homeolog
Exons: 15
Coding region: 347-1588 (413 amino acids)
Biological process (GO): regulation of glucose metabolic process
Cellular component (GO): mitochondrion; mitochondrial matrix
Molecular function (GO): protein kinase activity; transferase activity; pyruvate dehydrogenase (acetyl-transferring) kinase activity
Source: RefSeq, a predicted model, not a curated record
CCCUCGUCAUGCGCAGUGAGAGUGACGUAGCAAACAGGCCAUAGGCGAAGCAGACGGUGGGCUGGUGAGUGGAGAUUGGGGUGAAGGUCGGUCGCUGCCAUCUCAGGGUGUGAGACUGGAGUCCUGCUUGUGUGUUACUGUAUCCCUGCUGCCUACUAGCGUCGGUGAGCUGGGAGCCUCCACAUCUCUGCGCUUAUGGGUUUCAUGAAGUCUGAGAUGGCACCGUGCCCACAAGCCUCUUCUUUCCAUGACAUGAGCUUUUCGACAGUUCUGAAGUAAUUGUGCAAAGGCUGAGGCAACCUGCUGCUGAACAUUUCUGGAUCUGGGAUCACUUGCCUGGUCAGAGAUGUUCCGGAAGAACCUGUUGGAUUUGGCGGGCCGGGGGGCGCUAAAGCCCGUUCAAGUUAGUUUAUCACUCCUGCCCAUUCGUUCUCACUCCACCUCUGCUACAGACCACAACCAUGUCGAACUGGCAAGGGAGCGCUCCAAAACCGUCACCUCUUUCUACAACCAAUCCGGCAUUGAUAUUUCAGCAGAGAAGGCCUCCGUCCGCCUCACUCCAACCACUAUGCUGUACUCAGGGAGGUCUCAGGAUGGCAGCCAUAUUCUGAAAAGUGCUCGCUAUUUGCACAAGGAGCUCCCGGUCCGGAUUUCCCAUCGCAUCAAAGGCUUCCGCAGUCUCCCGUUUAUCAUCGGCUGCAAUCCAACAAUCCUGCAUGUGCACGAGUUGUACAUCCGAGCCUUCCAAAAGCUGAGUGAGUUCCCCCCGAUCUCUGACCAUGAGACGGAGAGUCAGUACUGUAAGCUCUUGAGGCAGCUGCUCGAUGAUCACAAGGACGUGGUGACUCAAUUGGCCGAGGGGCUGAGAGAGAGCCGGAAACACAUCCAGGAUGAGAAAGUCAUCAGUUAUUUCCUGGAUAAGACUCUGACCUCACGCCUGGGCAUCCGGAUGUUGGCAACACAGCACUUGGCUCUGCACGAGGACCGGCCAGACUUUGUUGGCAUUAUCUGCACCCGCCUGUCACCUAAGAAGAUCAUUGAGAAAUGGGUGGACUUUGCCAGGCGUCUGUGUGAACACAAAUAUGGAAAUGCCCCCCGAGUCCGCAUUAACGGCCAUGUUGCUGCUCGAUUCCCUUUCAUCCCCAUGCCACUGGAUUACAUUCUACCAGAGCUGCUCAAGAACUCCAUGCGGGCCACCAUGGAAAGUCACGUUGACACUCCCUACAAUGUCCCAGACAUUUCAAUUACCAUCGCUAACAACGACAUUGACUUCAUUAUCAGGAUCUCAGACCGAGGAGGUGGGAUCCCACACGGUCACUUGGAGCGGGUAAUGGAUUACCACUUUACCACGGCAGAGACCAGCACUCAGGAUCCUCGUAUCAACCCCAUUUUUGGAAACAUGGUGGACAUGGUGAACAGCGGCCAGUCAGGCCCUAUGCACGGUUUUGGCUUUGGCCUCCCCACCUCGCGGGCGUACGCGGAGUAUCUGGGCGGAUCCCUGUGCCUCCAGUCUCUCCAAGGCAUCGGCACGGACGCCUACCUGCGGCUCAAGCAUAUUGAUGGCAGAGAAGAAAGCUUCCGCAUCUGAGGACAGGACUUUCCAGCAACGGACUGAAGAAAGGGGAUAAUAAUUGAGAAAUUAUCGUUGACCUGUUUGUUUCCCCUGCUAGAGAAUUCCACUCCCCCAUCACCAUGUUCUUUGGCAUUAAAGUGACAAGACAAAAGCCUGCAGUCCCUGUAUGAUGGCAAAUCACUGAUCAUGCUCCAGGCUGCUGGUUUCCCCUCUUACCUGAUAACGUCUUGGCCUGGAAUCUGAUUGGUCUCAUCCACUUAACCAGCGUGACAGUUGCAGGCCGACCCUCCGCUCUUCCACCAACGCAGGAAAGCAUCUGUUACCAAAAGUCAUCUUUGUAUUGCAGUAAAGAGGCUCUGGAUUGAGCCCUACAUUUUACACUUGGAUCUGUCUUCAUCAAUGAAUUCUGUAGUCCCAACCAAUGAUAAAACACGGACAUGCCUGGAAUAAUGCGCUUCCUGCUGCAACACCAAACUGCAAACUAUGUGGCCUGAAGAAGGUCAUGGCUUUAUGGGAGUUUGCUACAGACCUGCUGGAAUACUGGCGGCUGCUGCCCUUGCAAAUACUUUACAUUACAUACAAUGGCUGUGAGAAGCCCCUCCCUACCCCCCACUACAGCUCUUUGUUAUCGUGGACUUGUUUGUGUGAUCCAAAGCUUUGCAGUAAUACAUAAUGGGGGUCACUCAGUGUGUGUGUCUAAACACAAUGAUUACAUUUAGCAGUAUGACCUCAGGAACACAACAGAUCCAAGUGUUGCAGAAGCUGGUGUUCGUGUGUCUGUGUGGUGGGCGAUUGCACCCUGCAAGUACUACUCCGGUCACCAGCUGCUGCUUUAAAGCUUAAAACCCGCUUCUCAAGGAGAUCGAACCCCCAGCUUGGCACAGAAAGAGUUAAGUUUCAGCAUAUAAAUUAUUGCCUUUCACCAAAAAGAAGCGGAAGAAUAAAGGAAAUCGGCAUUAUUAAUAAAUGGGAACGGUGGGACUGCAGCCUGAAUGAGGACAAAAUGGCGAGAGAGGAGGAUAAGCCAAUGGACUUGUCCGGAUGUGGAUUUAUUUGUGUUUUCUUUCAUUUUAUGGCCUUUAAAAAAAUGUUUUUAAAUAAUGACUUGUUACUUUCAGCUCCGCCGAAACCGGAGUCUUUGUUCUGUUAAAGUUACCGAACGCCCGAAGACGGCAUAUCACGGGCACGGAUGUUUAUGAAACUGUCGACGGAGCAGGUCGCUAUGGCCGCAACUAUGGCAGGUUACAAGGGGAUCUAAAGUUACCCCGAUGAUAUUAGGGCUCCGUUAAGCCUUCCAAAGACUUGGGGAUCCCUGGGGGGGGUUCUGGGUAAUAGACGGAGUGCCGCUUGCUUUACAGACCAGAGUCACUUAUUCCGACAGUUUGACAAUCAUUUCACGUUUGUUGAUCCCGUGUCCAAAAGAAAGAACUAACAGGCCUUUUAAAGGGGUGAUUCACCUUUGAACUAUCUUUUAAUAUGUUAUAGAAUGGCCAAUCCUAGGUAACUUUUCAGUUGGUCUUCGUUAUUUAUUUUGAAUAGUUUUUUAAUUAUUUGCUGUCUUCUUCUGAUCCUUUCCAGCUUUUGAAUGGGACCCCAUUUAAUAACAAACACUCUGUAAGGCUACAAAUGUAUUGUUAUUGCUACUUUUUAUUCCUCAUCUUUCUAUUCAGGCCGCUCCUAUUCAUUCUAAUUUAGAUUAGUGAGUGGUUGCUAGGGUAAUUUGCCCCCUAGCAACCAGAUUGCCAAAAUUGCAAAGCGGAGAGCUGCUGAAUAAAAAGCUAAAUAACUGAAAAAACUAAAUUAAUAAUAAAUAAAUAAUUAAAAACCAAACGCAAAUUGUCUUAGAAUAUCCCUCUCUACAUCAUACUAACGGUUAAUUCAAAGGUGAACAACCCCUUUCAUUUGCGUUACUGUACUUUUUUUUUUUUUUUUUAAUGUGGUUCUGAUGUCAAUAACGUCCGUAAUUGUGAGGUUUUUCUUUCUGUGUUUUCUAAAAGCCCCGUCACAAAUAAACGAUAAAAAAUCUGA